This is a messenger RNA of Podarcis muralis (Common wall lizard), 1113 nucleotides long. The record is from RefSeq and is a predicted model, not a curated record. Lineage: Eukaryota; Metazoa; Chordata; Lepidosauria; Squamata; Lacertidae.
UUCUCUUGAUUGUGCCCUCAGGGUCCUUCCAGGCAAGAAAGCAGCCUACGGGGGUUAAUUUUGCCAAGGCUCUUCCAUACAAUCGUAAGGAUGCUGCUCUGCAGAAUCUUAAGCAUACCGGUGGCUUCCAUAAGCAUCAUUGCUUUGUUCAUCGCCCUGACCACCGAUUACUGGCUAGUGGCUUACGGACCGGCUGGCAUCGCCCACAGUGGCCUCUGGCAGGAGUGCAUGGAUGGGAACUGCUGGACCCCAACCAAGGCUAAUGAAUACAUCCUUGCCACACGUGCGUUCCUGAUCUUGGGCUCCCUGGCAGCUUUGGCCUCGGUCAUUUCUCUUACCGCCUCCUUCAUGCCUUGUGACUGCGGCUUCCUUGGCGGAGUCUUCGUCACGUCCAUCGUUGCCUUCACAGGUGCACUCUUCACUCUGGUUGGUGUAGUCGUAUUCACCACUGAAUCCUGGGGGAAGAACAGGGACCCUCAAAUCCAGCUCACCUAUGAAUGGUCCUUCUAUCUUGCCUGGGUAGCAUUUCCCAUGCUAUUCCUGACUGGAAUCUUCAGCCUUGUUGCUCACUUGUGCCCUUCAAGGCCUGGCUAUGAGAAUGUGUGAGGACCUGGUUCCUAAGAAGCAAAGGCAACCUUGCGAUGCAGUCGACACACAACACACAAAGGAAGCCUGCCCCCUACCCUUCCCAUGCCAGUGAAAUCCCCUUCACAACUGUCCCAAUCGUGCUUUCAUCCCCAAUCCAUUCACAGCAACCCCCUGUAGGGCAGUGUUCCCCAACCUUGGGCCUCCAGCUGUUUUUGGACUACAAUUCCCACCAUCCUUGACCACUGAUCUUGCUAGCGAGGGAUGAUGGGAGUUGUAGUCCAAAAACAGCUGGAGGCCCAAGGUUGGGGAACACUGCUGUAGGGCAUCCAAGCUGCCUUGUCUUCAGGGAGCGUUUUCUGCAUUGCCUUGUCUACCAGUUGAGCAUCUGCCAUGGAAUCACUGAUUGCAAACAAAAGAUGUUUCGCAGGGGGUGGGUGUUGGCCACCGACCAAACCGUAAACUGAUGUGGAAAUGUGGAGAACUAAAUGUAAGGCUGGAAAAAUAAAACAGAUUCUCUCAUCCUUG